This is a messenger RNA of Aspergillus clavatus NRRL 1, 1461 nucleotides long. RefSeq names its product pex2/pex10/pex12 family protein. Gene Ontology annotation, biological process: protein import into peroxisome matrix. Gene Ontology annotation, molecular function: zinc ion binding. The transcript has 3 exons. Bases 1 to 1461 code for a protein of 486 amino acids. NCBI's taxonomy places the organism in Eukaryota, Fungi, Ascomycota, Eurotiomycetes, Eurotiales, Aspergillaceae. Gene Ontology annotation, cellular component: peroxisomal membrane. The record is from RefSeq and is a predicted model, not a curated record.
AUGAGCUCCACAAACUUCGCUGCUGCUCAAGAACGAGUCCUUGAACGCCGUCGCGCGCGCGAGGCCGAUUCUCGCGCCCGGCUGGCGGAACAGCAGCGGGCGUCACCGCUGAAUCAUCCAACGCUGAACCGACUGCCUUACCCAUUGAACAAAUUACCACAAUCAGGCUUCACAUUAUGGAAUUCUAUCAAGGGUCGAGAAGGAAACAGGCCGGCGUUUCGUGUGGGUCAGGUUGAUGCCGAGUUACUUGACGAAGAACUCCUGGGUUUGCUGAAGAACCAAGUGGGCGAUGCUUUGAAAUACUUCGGGCCUCAACUACGAGAAGACUGGUCUCACGAGAUCCAAUUUGUUCUCCGUGCACUACUUUUCAAGCUCUCGAUAUGGGAUCAUAAUGCCUCUUAUGGUGCUGCAUUACAGGGGUUGCGAUACGUCGACUGCCGCAGCAAAGGACCCGUUCAUUCGACGCCUACAAGAUGGCAAAAGACUAUUUAUGGACUACUCACUGUCGGUGGUCGAUACGCCUGGGAAAAGUGGGAAAGUUGGCUGAUCAACCAAGAAGGUGGCUAUGAAGAGCCAUCCCGCGAGGUCCGAAUGUUAUCACGCAUGACGGAUCUAAUUUCCACCACACACUCGAUUGCAGCUUUCACCUCGUUCCUCGUCUUUCUCGUGAACGGCCGAUACCGGACAUUGGUCGAUCGUAUCCUUCGCAUACGCCUCACCCCUCCCUCGGCCCAGUCGGCCCGCGAGGUCUCCUUUGAAUACCUGAACCGGCAACUUGUCUGGCACGCCUUCACCGAAUUCCUUCUUUUCCUGCUGCCCCUUGUGGGGAUCAGUCGCUGGCGGCGAUGGCUAUCCAGAGUCUGGCGGAAAAUGAUAUCCGCGAUCCGGUCGAGCGGUGAUGACGAUGAGCCGGUGGAGAAGCAGGGAGAACUGGCAUAUCUUCCCGAGCGGACAUGUGCCAUUUGUUACAAAGAUCAGAACCCUACGUCUACGUCAGAGAACGAAGUCAUGGCUGCAUCGUCGGGAGGAAUAGUCGGAUCCGCACAGACGGAUAUCACAAACCCCUACGAGACGAUACCCUGUGGCUGCAUAUACUGCUUCGUUUGUCUAGUGCAAAAGGUGGAGGGUGAAGAGGGAGAAGGCUGGGUUUGUCUCCGCUGCGGUGAGAUUGUCAAAAGGUGUCAGCCAUGGAACGGUGACGUUCUUGAAGAGGCUCGGACACAUUCGACGUCUGGAAAGAUUGUUGGAUUUGCUAUAGAUGAGGAAGCUGAUGCACGUGAUGUCAGUUCUGAAAAGGCGAAUGACAAUCCGUCUGGCGACUCAGAACAAAUGCAAGAUGUCAAACACGAUGAGGCGUUGGAGCAUUCUAGCCAGUGGUCCAAAAUCGACAAGGAGUCCGAGGACGAAGCGGAGGCUGAGCCAGAUGAAGAGAACCAAGAAACCGAGCGAGACACAGCUUAG